AAUUUGUUUAUAAAACGCCAUCAAUCAAGACAUGUUGGCACAAGUUACCAAUCACAUUGCGAGGGUUCUAGUCUGUGGACCACCUCCAAUUAUAUUCAGCUUCUUCACUUUACCAACGUAGCAAAAACAUGAAACAACCCAUCAGAAUCAAAAUCCUCUACAUUUCUCUCGCUGUUUUCUCGAUUGUUUCAAGCGAAACCAGCAUCAAAUCCACGGCCAUGAAACUUUUUGACGCACACUGUCACCUUCAAGACCAAAGAGUUCUCGACAUGGCUCCCCUGCUCAUUGAAACCGCCCUUGGUGCCGGAGUUGUUUACAUGGCCGUCGACGGGAUAACCGAGAAAGACUGGCAUCUAGUGAAAGAAAUGAGUGACGAAUAUGAAUCUGUGAUUCCAAAUUUUGGACUGCAUCCAUGGUUCGUUGAAGGAAGGAGUCCCUCUUGGUUCGACACUCUCAAACAGUUAUUUGAAGCAAACCCUUCGGCUGCUGUCGGGGAGAUUGGUUUAGACAAAAGCCCUCUAGCAAAAGGGGUUGAUUUUGGGCAACAGUUGAAAGUGUUCAAGAAACAGCUUGAACUUGCAAGAGAGUUAAAAAGACCAGCAAGUGUGCAUUGUCUCGAAGCUUUUCCCGAGCUUCUUCAAAUAAUGAAGGAAAUGGGACAUUUUCCAGCAGGUGUAAUACUACAUUCUUUCAACGGAGCACCAGAGGUAGUACCUCAACUUACAAAGCUUGGCUCCUACUUUUCAUUCUCUGGUCAUUUGAUGCCAUUGGAAGAAGACAAAGCCAGAAAGAUCGUCAAAGCGGUACCUCUUGAUAGAAUAUUAUUAGAAACGGAUUCACCUGAUGCGCUACCAACAAACCCUCUCUACUUCGUUCCUGGGAAUAAUACCCUAAAUCAGCCUGCAAAUGUUCAUAGUAUACUUAUAUAUGUUGCAUCCUUACUAGAAAUGAGUAAAGAAGAAUUGGCAGAGAUAAGUUACAAUAAUGCAGUUCGUGUGUUCUCCUACAAAGGUUCGAAAAUUCCAUCGAAAUGAAAUCAUUUCAAUGCCCAUGGGAACUGCCAUAUCAAUAUUGUUUAAGUAAUAAUGGAAUAAGGUAAUUAUAUCAUCCGCACCUUGUACUGUUGUAUGUUAAAACGACCCAUAACUAAUAAUGCGAAAAUAAUAAUACUAA
Molecule: messenger RNA, 1173 nt
Organism: Hibiscus syriacus
Lineage: Eukaryota; Viridiplantae; Streptophyta; Magnoliopsida; Malvales; Malvaceae
Exons: 8
Coding region: 129-1034 (301 amino acids)
Molecular function (GO): hydrolase activity, acting on ester bonds
Source: RefSeq, a predicted model, not a curated record